This is a messenger RNA of Lolium perenne, 2075 nucleotides long. Its product is annotated as putative transcription factor bHLH041. NCBI's taxonomy places the organism in Eukaryota, Viridiplantae, Streptophyta, Magnoliopsida, Poales, Poaceae. The record is from RefSeq and is a predicted model, not a curated record. Gene Ontology annotation, molecular function: protein dimerization activity.
GGUUGACGACGGCAGUGACAACGAACCAUCCUCGAUCAUCUACCGGUGGAGACAAACUAAUGGAGGCUGCCAGCGCCGUGGCGAUCUCUCCACGUUCUGCUUUGGGAGUAUGAUGGACACGCUCUUCGUGCUUGGCCAAGAAUCCCGGCUGCGCAUCCUCGAGCAGGCGGCGUCGCGCAUCCCCGGUUGCGUCUACCUCUGCGUCUGGGCGCCCAUCCCCGGCGGCCACCAUCCUCCCCGUUCCGCCGCCGCCAGCAGGGCUCAUCGCCACCUGCUCUGCCUCGACGCAUGGCUCCGUGACGGCGGCGGCAGCGGUGACAGCGACCGCGCGCGCGCUCUGUUCGACGCCUACCGGGGAUCGCUCUGCGCGGCCGUAAGCGGGUGCGUGCCAGGGUGGGCUUACGGGGACGGCCGGGCGUACAUGGAGCUGCCGGAGCACGAUCUGGCGCUCACAGCGUCGUCGCCAGUGCAGCAGCAGUUCUACCAGGAGGCUGGCAUCAAGGUGGCGGCCUUCAUGGGAUGCGAGAGCGGCGAGAUCGAGGUGGGCUUGUCGACGCCGGCGGGACAGACGAAUCUUCAGGCGAGCCUGGGCCAGGUAUUCUCCGAGGACUUCUUCCAGCAGUCGCUUCUAGAGGAGCUGCUCCAGCUCCCGCCGACGCGGCCAUCUUCGUCGUCCUCCUCUCUGCCGUCAAUCUCCGUGGGCAGCCCGGCCGACGGCUCGACGUCGCUCUUGCGCAGCACAAUGGCUGCCAUGUCGUCUACCACGACGUCUCCCAGGGAUCUGACGGCUGCGCAGAUGCUCCACCCGUUGCGUCCGCCGCACCCGGUGCCGUUCAGCCGUCACGGCCCUGGCCACGGGCACCUCCACUUCCCGAGCGCUGAGGCCGACGACGCCGCGAUGGCGCAGGCCAUGCUCACCGUCAUAUCUUCUUCCUCGUCGUCGUCAGGGAUGCCUACCACAUCUAUGCCUAUCGUACCGGGCAACCACCGCGCGCGUAGAUCGCCGCGCCGGGGCUCGACGACGACGGCGUUCAGGGCGUAUAAUGCGGCGCUGGCGCCGAGGGCGCCGCGGCGAGCGGCGGGCGCGCCCGGGCAGCGGAUGAUCAAGAUGGCCAUCUCCAUCCUUAGGAGAAUGCAGGAGUACAACGGCCAGGAGCGCAGGUCCGGGGCGACCGCGCAGCGUUGGCGGGAGGAUGACGAGGAGACCGCGGCAGCAUCGGCGCCAGCGGCGGCACCGACGAGCAGCCAGCUCCACCAUAUGAUAUCGGAGCGGAGGCGGCGCGAGAGGCUCAACGAGAGCUUCGAGACGCUCAGAGGGCUGCUUCCUCCCGGAUCAAAGAAAGACAAAGCCACCGUCCUCGCCCACACGCUGGACUACAUGAACAUCAUGAUGACCCAGAUCUCCGAGCUCGAAGCCAAGAACCGAAGCCUCCAGGCGGCGGCGCAAACCCAGCGACACCAACGGGCCGUCAACGGAAGCUCCAGGGACAGACCACUCCUCCAAGCAGGCGGCUCGUCGGUGAGGGUACAAGUGGAUGUGACCAGCAGCAGCGCCGGCGCGUCCACAUCGUCGUCGUCGUUCUCGCCUGCGGAUCAUCACCGUGAGGUGACCAUCAGGGUGGCGGCGCCGGGCGACCUGUCCGAGCUACUGGCCCGCGUGCUGGCUGUGCUCAAGGGCAUGGCCGGGCACCGUUUCACGGUGGUCGCCGUCGACGGCAGGCGGCCGGACACCAACGGCGACGGCAUUGCCCGGGCGAGCCUGACACUGCGAGCAACGGUUGCCGGUGAAAUCGACGAGGCGUCGUUGAGGGAAGCUGUGGCGAAGGCUGUCGUGGGUCUGGUGACACCGGCGCCGUCGGACGACGACGAGUCACCGUAGCGGAUCAGCUUUGACCCUUCUUCCGUCCAUAUUGGUCCCGGUGUUUAGCCAGAUGGGGACGCUGCAGCUAUGCCUCAAACGAGGAUUACAGAUUGCGGACCUAGAAUUUUUUUUCUCCGUGUGCUCUGUAAUCUGUGCUCGUCGAGGAUAUUGACCAACUAUAAUCUGAAUUUCUAGAUGUAUUGGAAGCAAGUGA